AUGACUAGACCUCUUUGGGAAAUAAUGAACGUGCCAUUGCCGCAUGAUAUAUUUUUAUUUUCAGCAUGGUCCCUGGUAUUCCCUGUAGUUGAAGUAUUGAGAGCUGAGCCAAGGGCGUCCAGAUGGACAGUGCGCCCGAUUGGGAAAUAUCCUUAUCGCUUAUCAGUCACAAUCUUUUCUAGCCUCAACCUCAGCUUCAAGAUUCAUUCACCUUAUAAUCCGAACGAGCCAUACAGUACCCGAUCCGUACUGCUUCAAAGACGCCGCCUCCUCUCAACCCCAAUCCCAACUCACACCAACACCAACACCAGCAACCUAACACAACCACACAACGCCAUCAUGGUCCGCCUCAAAAGCCGCUACCUCCUCGUGGACAUCCUCUACCCAGACCCAAAAGCCUGGCCCACAACUCCAACAACAAAACCACACAAACCCCAACUAGCAAUCCACUCCCCAACCUCCGACGCCCUAACUCAAGGCUUCCUAGCCAAGAUGAUCCGCGAGUCCGUCGCAGAGCUAUACGGCGACUAUGGAAUCGGCAAGCUAGGCGGUGCCUCCGCAGGCGGAAUAACGAUAAAAUACCUCUCACCAGCAACAUCCACCGCCAUAGUGCGGUGUCCACGCGCCGCUUUCCGCCUCGUCUGGUCAGCGCUUACGUACAUGUCCGGCGUGCCAGAGCCAGCAAAUGGUCAGAAACGCGCGGGGACGGGACGCGAGCGUGGGUGUGUUUUCCGCGUGCUUCGGGUUUCCGGGACGAUGCGGAAGGCUGAGGAGGAGGCUAUUCGGAGGGCUAGGAGGGAGAUUGUUAGGGUUAAGGACGCGGAAGAGAAGGGAGUUCUUGGGGGGUUGGUUGGUGGGGGGUCUGCUGUUGUUGAUUGUGUUAUGGAUGAGAGUGAGGAUGAGGGGGUGGAUGAAUGA
Messenger RNA from Penicillium egyptiacum, 918 nucleotides. Lineage: Eukaryota; Fungi; Ascomycota; Eurotiomycetes; Eurotiales; Aspergillaceae. The record is from the annotation of a GenBank genome assembly.